AUGCUUCGUUUCUUCGUUUUCAUUGCUUUUCUUUAUUGUUCAUGUGAAGCCAUUAACGUCGAUUUGACUAUCAAUAUUGGAUUAGGAUCCGGUCAGAAUCCAAGUCCUCCUUCUACUACUACUAAGAAUCCAUAUGAACAAGAAAACUCAGUAGCAUCCAAUGAUACUACUAAUGAAAGCAUUAGUGGAGUAGUAACACAAUUGACUACUGUAGAACCGAUUGAAACGAAUAACUCUACAAUGAUCGAUACUAGUUUUGGCGAAUCGGCCACUACUAUAGAAUCGUUUCAAGAAACAAGUUCUGCAAUGGUUGAGAAUACGUUGGAGAGCUUGAUUGAUAAAUCAACUGUGCCAUCAACGACAUCUGCUUGCCCCUCAACAUUGGAUCUUACUAUGCUGGAUGAUUUGAAAAACGAAAUUAUUAAUACUAUUAUUAGUACUCUCUCACGUGAUUUUACCAAUCAGUUGGCAGCACUAGAAGCCCGUCUUUCAACGUCAAACUGUUACUCAAACGAAAAACAAACUCCUAAAGUAGAACUCAAUAGGAUCAUAUAUGAAAGUCUUAUUAUUCCACUGAACGGAUGGACUCUUGUUUUCAAUCGACCAUAUAGUCACCGAACUCGUACCAUUGAUCUUGCUCAAAUUGCUGGUAUAUGUCGAAAUGAAGUGAUUGUUGCUGCUACCGUCAAUGGAUCAAUUAUUCUUGCAGCUGUUGGUCCAGCUAGUGUAUUGACAACAAAUACGACAUGGAAUCAACCACAACAGUUUGGUGAUGUUUUCUGGUAUCGCACACCAGGAAAGUCAUUCGGUUUUGCUCCAACGUUUACUAUUCGACAAACUCAAGGGGAUAAUGAGGAUUUGAGCAAUCCUCUUCGACUAAGUUGGCUUCUCGAUCAAGAUCUUGGUGGUUAUCGAGUCGGUGCAACGCGUUCACUAACCGACAGUUCUAUUUGGUAUAAAACUAUCUAUUGUAGUUAG
Molecule: messenger RNA, 978 nt
Organism: Rotaria socialis
Lineage: Eukaryota; Metazoa; Rotifera; Eurotatoria; Philodinida; Philodinidae
Source: the annotation of a GenBank genome assembly